Indicator indicator is the source of this 1911-nucleotide messenger RNA. RefSeq names its product solute carrier family 7 member 3 (gene SLC7A3). The record is from RefSeq and is a predicted model, not a curated record. Lineage: Eukaryota; Metazoa; Chordata; Aves; Piciformes; Indicatoridae. Bases 1 to 1911 code for a protein of 636 amino acids. Gene Ontology annotation, molecular function: amino acid transmembrane transporter activity. The transcript is spliced from 11 exons. Gene Ontology annotation, cellular component: plasma membrane. Gene Ontology annotation, biological process: transmembrane transport; amino acid transport.
AUGCUGGGGGGUAAAAUGACCAGUGUUGGGAAGAAGCUGCUCCGGCGGCGCGUGGUGGACCUGAGCUCUGAGGACACGCGCUUUGCUCGCUGCCUUUCCACGCUGGACCUCAUCGCCCUGGGGGUGGGCAGCACUCUGGGGGCCGGUGUGUAUGUGCUGGCUGGGGAGGUGGCCAAGGAGAUGGCUGGUCCCUCCAUUGUCCUCUGCUUCCUGAUAGCUGCUCUCUCAUCUGUACUGGCUGGGCUCUGCUACGCAGAGUUUGGGGCCCGCGUGCCCAAGACUGGCUCUGCCUACCUCUACAGCUAUGUCACUGUGGGUGAGAUCUGGGCUUUCACAACCGGCUGGAACCUCAUCCUCUCCUAUGUGAUAGGCACAGCCAGCGUGGCUCGAGCCUGGAGUGCGGCAUUUGACAAUAUCAUUGGCAACCACAUCUCUACCUUCUUCAUGAACAAGACCACCCUGCACGUGCCGGGGGUGCUGGCUGAGCGCCCAGACUUCUUUGCCAUCAUCCUGAUUGCACUGCUAACCGCACUGCUGGCCUUUGGUGUCAGCGAAUCUGCCCUUGUCAAUAAGAUCUUCACGGCAGUUAACUUGCUGGUGCUGGGCUUUGUCAUCAUCGCUGGCUUCAUGAAGGGAGAUGUCAAGAACUGGCAGCUCUCAGAGGAAGACUACAUCAACCACUCACACCUUCACCUGCUGGAUGACGUGAGGAAGAAAGCCUUUGGCUCUGGCGGAUUUGUCCCCUUUGGACUGGAAGGGAUCCUGACCGGUGCAGCCACCUGUUUCUAUGCCUUUGUAGGCUUUGACUGCAUUGCCACCACAGGGGAGGAAGCCAGGAACCCACAGCGCUCAAUCCCUGUUGGCAUCAUCGUGUCCCUCCUCAUCUGCUUUGUGGCUUAUUUUGGGGUCUCUGCAGCCCUGACCCUCAUGGUGCCCUACUUCCUCCUGAACAAGGAGAGCCCCCUGCCUGAGGCUUUCAAGGCAGUGGGCUGGGAGCCUGCUCGCUACGCCGUUGCCGUCGGCUCUCUCUGUGCCCUCUCCACCAGCUUGCUGGGCUCCAUGUUCCCCAUGCCCCGUGUGAUCUAUGCCAUGGCAGAGGAUGGGCUGCUCUUCAAGUUCCUCUCCAGCAUCAACAGCCGCACAAAGACCCCUCUGUCAGCCACCAUCACCUCGGGGCUCCUGGCGGCGGUGAUGGCCUUCCUGUUUGACCUGAAGGACCUGGUGGACCUCAUGUCGAUUGGCACACUGCUGGCCUACUCACUGGUGGCAGUGUGUGUGCUCAUUCUCAGGUACCAGUCUGGGCAGCUGAACUCCCCGAAGGCCAUGGAGAUGCUGGAGAUGAACGGGAAUGAGGAGGAGAGGGUGGUCAUGAACCCGUCUGCCAGCACUGCCAGCAGCCAGCAGCAGCAGAUGCUGUCCCUAGUGACACUCUUCAGCCCACCCAUGGACACCCCCUCUGCCCUCUCUGGGAGUGUUGUCUACGCCUGUGUCUCAGCCAUCGCCACGCUGAUCGUGGUCAUCUGUGUGGUCCUCACCCUUAAGGUGAGCGCACUGAAGGAUGCCAACGUGGGCUGGAUUGUGGCCCUGGUACUGCUCCUCAUGGCUCUGCUCAUUCCCAUCAUCAUCAUUUGGAGGCAGCCACAGAGCAACGCACGGCUGAACUUCAAAGUACCUUUCCUCCCACUCCUGCCAGUCCUCAGCAUUUUCGUUAAUGUCCUGCUGAUGGUGCAGCUGAGUGCUGGCACCUGGGUACGGUUUGCCGUCUGGAUGGCUGUGGGUUUUAUAAUUUACUUUGCUUAUGGGAUCCGGAACAGCGUGGAAGGGAGAACCGCAGAGGAGCUCUGUGGCCCAGCAGAAAAGCCUCCACACCACCCUGGACUGGACCUUAGCCCUAGGGCUGCUGCAGUCUGA